AUGCCCUGCGACCACCGUGACCUGCGGGCUGCGCACCUGGAGGGCGGCACAAACGCCUUCUCAGCCGCGGGUAGUGGCCCUUGGCAGCCUCAGCAGUCUAAGACAAGGAUUCCCGAAGCACCCAGGCUGCCGGCGUGGCUGGGUUUUGCUGCUAAAGCUCGACCUGAGGCGGGAUGUUCCCCGCUCGGGGAGAACUACAGCGCCCGUCGGCCCCUGCGCGCCUCCCCCACCUUCCCGCCUCUCGCCGCUACCGCCUGCCUCCUGUCAGACAGGAGCCGGACCCGGCUGGCCCGAAAGGGGCUGCGGCCGCAGGAACGGGGGUACUGCGGAGGGCCCUCUCCCUCGGCGGGGAGGCGGCAGGGUGGAGCGAAGCAGUCUCGUCCCCAUCCCUGUCCCCGUUCUCGUCCGGUACCGGGGAGCGGCGUCCCCGCAGUCUUGCUGCCCCGUCCCGUCAGGUCCCGUCGCCGCCGCGGCGGCGCGGCUCAUGAGGUGAAGAUGGUGAUCCGCGUCUUCGUCGCCUCCUCCUCCGGCUCGCUGGCGAUAAAGAAGAGGCAACAAGAUGUGGUGAGGUUCCUGGAAGCCAAUCGCAUAGAGUUUGAAGAAGUGGAUAUCACAAUGUCAGAGGAAAAAAGACAAUGGAUGUAUAAAAAUAUUCCUGAGGACAGGCAGCCUGCACAAGGCAAUCCACUGCCACCACAGAUAUUCAGUGACGAUCGGUACUGCGGAGAUUACGAUGGCUUCUUUGAAUCAAAGGAGAGCAACACUGUCUUCUCCUUUCUUGGACUGAAACCUACUUUGGCAUCAAAGCAGUCGGAACCCUAGAAGGCCUAUCUGAAGUACCAACAAGCACAUCUCCUGGAUGAAUGACCCUGUUCUUCAGCACACAACAGCUUCCCUCAUGGAUCACUGUGAUAGAGCAAACGAGCACCAUUAGUAAUAGUCUGCUUGCCAUGAUACGGUGCUCCCUGGUAACAUGGAGUUAAUAACACAGAUAUAAAGCAGGAUUAAGGCUGGGCUACUCAUGUUCCUUUUAAAAAAUAUUCAUUGUUGAUGUUUCACUUUUGUCCUUGGAUUGCUUUUGCAACUGGCAGUCAUGUUCUAACAGGCACCUAUGUUUUAGAAUAAGGAAUGGAAGUGCAGGGCUUCUGUUGUUCAUGGAUGUACUUAUGUAGUCAAGAUUCCUUACCUAUUUAAUUCUUCCAGCUACUACAGUUGAAAUUAUCUCAUCAUGAUAGUUAAAGUGCUGGUAAUUACUAAAAUAUUUGUGCUGGCUAUGAUCCAGAAGGUAAAAACCAUCAAUCUUAAGUUCUCAGUCCAAGCCAAUAACUGCCAUAUUUUUGCUCUACAUUUAUUUAUUGUGAUGUUUAUGCUGGAGCGUGUUUAUUUUAAGAGACAUGGUCUGUUAACCUUGUUCAUGAAAACUUGAUUGGUCUAAUGAUGCACAUUGCAGCUGGCUGUUUGAAAACAUGGAGGAGGUGCCAAAGUGAAAUAUUUUGACAUGGUUCCUGUUCCAAAUCCCAGUGAAAUGUGCAGGAAAACACUUGGUGGAAAAUACUGGGUAGUUCAGAAGAAGAGGUCUCUUUCUCUCAACUGAGAAAGUCUUAACACCCAAAGCUGAAGCUUUAUAGUUGGUCUAUUUUAAAAAGAAAUUUUGCCAAAAUCUUGAUGUUACCUUCAAUAACACAGAGCUCUACCAAUAGCCACAUGAGAGUCAGGGAAUGCUUUGAGAGCCAGAGCUCAGUCCCAUAGAUGGGUGAACACUCUACCAUGGUCCCACAGCUAGCUUGCCCAGCUUUGUCCUGACUAUAUUCCCAGGUGUAGAAAUGUAGAGGUGCCUCAAAGGCAGUGAGAAAGAUGAGCCUGUGCUUUGUUGCAGGAGGCAACAAACUCAGCUCUGUUGAGUACCAAAAGGCAAGUAAAGGAAGUGGAGAUUGUUCCUGAGGGACUGCACUGAGGCAGAGCUCGGGCCUAUGACUUGCCAAUAACAAUUUCAAAACUCAUCCCAGACAGAAGUCAACUUGCAUUAUGCAUUUUGAAUCAAGUCUGACUAUAGAAAUAACAGCUGUGCUGCAAUGUACUUUUAGUCAAGUGAUUUCAUAAUGACAGGGUAGUGCCAUUCCUAUAAAUGUCCUUGUGUCACUGGGUAAAUGCAAGACAGGCAUUAGGUCAGAAAGCUGUGCAGUCACAGUGCCACUCAGACUGUGUGGCCUGAAGGAAGUCAAACCUGUAAAGAGUGUCAGAAAUAACCCUCUCUCAGCAACAAAUCACAUCUUCUGUUAAAAUCAGUAACCAGUGCAGCCGGGGCUUGUUAUUUGGAAGGAACAGCUGGAGGUCAUCUGGUCCAGAACUGUCAAAAUCAGGGCUAGCACCAACAUUAGCUCAGGUAAGAUAUGGGUUUGUCUAGCUCAGUGUUAAAAAUAUCCAAAGAUUAAGAUUUCAUAACCCUCCAGGCAACUUCUGCCAAUGCUGCAGUACUCUCCUUGUGAAAACUUUCAUUUUAAUGUCCAGCCUACACUCUCAGGCUGUAAUUUGUGACUGUUGCCUUUGCUUAUUUUCUGACACACAGAGGAAGAGAUGAGCAUCGUGGGUUUUUGUAAUUGCUCUAAAGAUAAUUGUAGGCUACCAUUAGAUCACCUCCUAUCUGCUUUCUUACCAAGCAAAUAUGGCUUCCUCAGCCUCUCCUCACAGGCUGUGUGCUUUAGGGCCCUGUAUCCUUUGCUUUUGUGGAGAGCUUUCCACCAGUUUGUUCACAUCCCUCUUGAAGAGGGAGACGGUCCCAAAAAAUAUAUUUUGAAUGUGGCCUCACUGGUGCUGAGUAAAGGGAGAUAAUAACUUUCCUCAGCCUGCAAGCCACACUUCUGCAGUAGCACACUGCAUGCAUUCCCCUAUUUGCAGUGAGAACAUUGCUGAUUUAUGAGCAACCUGGCAGUCCCCAGGUCCAUUCAUCAGGGUGUUAGUCUGUUGGUAGCUCCCCAGCCCAUACUGAUGCCUCACCACCCUCGAGGGCAGAACUUCCUACUUGUCCUUAUCAAACUUCCUGAGGUUUCUGUUUGCCAGCCCUCAAGAUUAUGGAGAUGCCACUGUCCUGAGGCUCUGCCAGCUGUUACCAACCACUGAACCAGGUUCAUGUGUCAUUCACAGAUUUGCUGAGGGUGUAUGCUAGGUCAUCAUCCAAGUCCCUGAUGAAGAUUCUGAAAAAUAAGAGAACUGUAGCCCUCAGAUUUUGGACAUGAUGGCUUACUCAUGACUACAGAGUAUGAUAUGAACAAUUUUCGUGACUACCAGCUACAAACUGCUUGCAGCUGUGUGGCUUUUCCUUCUGGUACAAAGCCAAGAAAGCUUUAAAAAGAGAAAUGUUAAAGGACUCCACCCAUAAAUCAGUUUCUCUUUGGAUCCUCUGGUGCCUCCUCAGCUCAGUUAACGGGCUAGAUAGAGCAAGAGCACACACAGAUUUCAAGUCCAGGGUUGUAUUUACUGGUCAAAAUCUGACCUAGAACACCUUCUCUAGAGGAAUUCUGAAAGGAAGUUGGCAACAUGCAGAUACAUAUAUAUCUAUGGGCAUUUUUAAGGAUUAUGUUUUCUGUGUUAAGUUAUGGUGACAUUCUUGUCACCAGUCCCAGAUUUUCAUGGGACUUGAACCUGGCUACAGGAAGGGAAUGUGAUAAGAGGUGGAGCUAUAUAGUGUUAACAUCACCAAGUUCAAUAUAACUAUUCCUAAAAAAAAGUUUAAAAUACUUAACUUCACAAAUAAAUAUAGAUAUACAUUUGCAUAAUUACACAGCUGAUUACAGAGAAGCCAUCCUGGAUUGAUUAUGUACUUGAUACAUUGUAAACCUUGAGAAAUGCCUGUAGCCCCAGUUUCUCAAACCUCACCUAAGUGUGUAAGUAUAUCCACAGCAGUAAUCCAGGGCAAAAUCCCAGGCUUACUGAUGUGCAAGGCAAAACCACACAGAUUUCUCCAGGGAUGAAAUUAGUUUCACAAAAUUCCUGUUGAAUUUUGAUAAUUGUAGAACAGAAACCUCCUAUUCUGUGGAGAGCUAGUCCCUUUAGAGCUGUUAGGUAAACCUAGCUUAUUUCAGAGCACUCAUGUGAGCAUAAUCAGUCAUAUGGAGGACAACACUUGCUUCAAAGAUGUGCUGCUUGCUUACGUGGAUUAGCAGUGUAAGCCCCUUAGCAUAUGUGCUUUUGAACUGUAAAUGGAUAGUUUAAAACAAGAGAAAGUAUAUAUGUUGCUUGAAUAGGAAUUUGAUCUGUUCUGUGACAGCCUUAUUUUUGUAAUUAAAAGUAGAGUUCUAGUUUGUUACACAGGAUGAUCUGGAAUUUUUAAAAGCAAUUUUUUAAUAAUGAGAUGUAACUAGCAGGUGUCUGAAAAGGUCUGUGGAAACUAGAGCCAUUUAUUGAAAGAAAUAGCAAAUUCUUAUUUUUGUUUAGUACACUUGCAUAUAAAAGUAUGCUUCAGAACCAAAUUAUCCCAGAUUUUGACUAAUAUGUGUACCCACCUCAUUUUUUACUAGGGAGAACAGUAUGAAUUAAACUGUAAGUCUUUGCACCCAGCUGCAGUUGCUGUGUGGGUUGUUGUGGACACAUUCACUGUAUCAGUGGCUUUAAUAGAGGUGGUUUCCUUUGUGCCACACACUACUGGAUAGUGCCUUGCCAGAAAGAGGACUUUCACUCUAGGGUCUUCUUAGAUGUGCUUAAACUGAGAAAGGGGUAGUUUCUGUCUUGCUACUUUUUUAAUAAUGCAGUCAUUUGAUUUUGAGGCCUGAGUCAAAAGACACAUGCUUUGUAAGGUUAGAACAUGUUUUGAUGAGUCUUCUGAACUCUUGCUUUUUUUAAGUGUAGGUUUCUCUUCUGUUUCUCGUUUUCUUUUUAUUGACUGUCUAGAAUCAAACCUUUCAAGGGAAGCAGACACAGAGUAAAGCCCCUAAAUCCAUGUUUACACUUCAAGAUAACUAUUGGAUUCAAGUGUUGAGGGGCCCAAAUGCUGUCACUGAAGUGAAAAGGAGCUAGCAAGCUCUCAGUGGAUUUCUUGGUUGUCCCAGUCCAGUUCUGGGAAUACCAUGAUUCAGAUGUAGGACCCUGAGAUUUUCAGCAGUGCCCUGUGGCACCUUCACAGGAGUGCAGGAGGGGGGUCAUGACCAGGAAAGUGCCAAAUCCAUCAGUCUGCAGUGACUUGUCCACUGAUGUCACUAGAUCUUGGGGUGAGCAGUGGGAGGAAGAGGGAGACCUGUGUCUUGGCACUGCAGGGAGUGGGAGAGGAAGACACAGUGCAGAGGGGUCCACAGCUUGUUGAGCCUGAGCAGUGGUCCUCACAGGGGCCCUUGGCUGGCCUUGCCACAUAUGAAACCACCCAGUGCUGCCAUCCAUGGGACUCUACCUGCAUCAUGGCCUAGCCUUCAUCCUCUUGCUCCUCAAGGAAUUUGAGAAGGGAAAUAGAGAACAGCUGCUUGAGAGCAUUCCUUCAGCCAGGGCAGAAACAGCUUGCUCUCUUCUUCCUAUUCUUUACCUAUUCCUAAUGUGCUUCUUUCUGUCCCUUGUAGACUUAACUGCGUGCUAAGCUUCCACUCCCAACCAUUUGUAACAUUCCUGUGAGGUUGCAAACUGCAGAGCUGCUGCUCACCUUCACAGCAUUGGUGUUUCCUAACUCAGUGAGGGAGGAAGCACGUUGCAUCCUAGGCUGUGUACACGUGAAGUUUUAAAUUAUAAAUUAAAUUCGUGUUCAUCUAAUAAAAAAUUUAAU
This is a messenger RNA of Calypte anna (Anna's hummingbird), 5740 nucleotides long. It is a transcript of the gene SH3BGRL2, whose product is annotated as SH3 domain binding glutamate rich protein like 2. NCBI's taxonomy places the organism in Eukaryota, Metazoa, Chordata, Aves, Apodiformes, Trochilidae. Bases 1 to 822 code for a protein of 273 amino acids. The record is from RefSeq and is a predicted model, not a curated record. The transcript is spliced from 4 exons. Gene Ontology annotation, cellular component: cytoplasm.